UUGUAGAACCUACUUGUCAGUUGUAAAUUUGGCUUUAAAGUGGAACCUAAGAAAUGAAGCCGAUUUUUAUUAUUUUUCAAAGCGUUCUUAUUGAAGCAGUUUCCCAGAGGGACCAGGGUCAAUCCUUUGGAAUACAACAACAACCUCAGCUUUUUCCAGGCCAACAGCAAUUUCCAGACCAACAACAGUUUCCAGGCCGACAACAGUUUCCAGGCCGACAACAGUUUCCAGGCCGACAACAGUUUCCAGGGCAACAACAGUUUCCAGGGCAACAGCAAUUGCAAGGACAACAACAGUUUCCAGAACAGUGGCUUGUAGACCAACGCCAAUUUCAAGGACAACCGCAGUUUCAAGGGCAGCCACAAUUUCAGGGACAACCUCACUUUCAAGGACAACCGCAAUUUCAGGAGCAACUGCAGUUUCAAGGACAAUCGCAAUAUCAGGGACCACCGCAGUUUCAAGGACAACAGCAAUUUCAAGGACAACUGCAGUUUCAAGGACAACCGCAGUUUCAAUCUGAACAAUGGUAUCCAAUCCAAGAAGGUGGUCCCAUUAUUUCAGAAAACCAAUAUCCAAACUAUCCGUUCCAAAACUCUCCUAAUCAACCAGGAUAUCCGGAAUAUCCCGCUAUCCCUGGAUAUGUAAACAAUGAUCAAAAAUAUCCUGUAUUUAAUGAUCAGGGAUAUCCAGUAGAGGUUCAGUAUCCAAUAAACUCAAAUAUAGAAUCUGGUGUGUAUCCUGUAUUUAAUGAUCAGGGAUAUCCAGUAGAGUCUCAGUAUCCAAUAAACUCAAAUAUAGAAUCUGGUGUGUAUCCUGUAUAUGAAGAAUACCCAGUAAACCAGUCUCCGAUCCUUCAAGCAGUACUUCCAAACCUAUGGACUGAAUGUCAAGGAUUGCAACCUGUUUAUGCAGUUAAUCAAAACAAUCAGUUUCCAAACCAGAUGUAUCCCGAUCAAAUGUAUCCCAACCAAAUGUAUCCAAAUGAGAUGUAUCCUGUGUAUGAGAAUCCAUGCAUGGACCCCUGCUUCUGUUAUUGGAAUCUGUGUGAAAAUCAGAAUCCUUGUCAACCAUGCACCGACACCUGCGGGGAUCAAAUCGAACUUAUUCCAUUUGUUCCUACCAAUGCACCCUACCCUCCUACCAAUGCACCCUACCCUCCUACCAAUGCACCCUACCCUCCUACCAAUGCACCCUACCCUCCUACCAAUGCACCCUACCCUCCUACCAGUGCGUCAAACCCUCCUACAAGUGCAUCCAACCCUUCUACUAAACCUGGUAUUCUGAGUACAACUGAAAACCCCAUAUGUAGCCAGGUCACGGCUCUGGUUUGGAUUCCAUUCGGAGAUUUUGAAUACUAUUUAAGUGUAACGAGUAAGGAUCUGAGUUGGCAUAUUGCAGACGCAAGAGCAAUCUCUCUUGGUACACCUACACACCAGGUUAACCUGGUCUCUAUUCAAUCUGAGAAGGAAGCUGAUUUCAUUGAAGGGCUAAUUCAAUGUCUGGACCCUGGAGUAGAUGUAUGGUUAGGAGGGAACAGUUUAGCAUAUAAAGGAGAAUGGGUCUGGACGGAUGGUUCUCCUGUCAAGGUUACGAGGUGGGAGUCCGGAGAACCAGAAGGAGUUGAUGAAGAGUGUAUGGGGAGUUCUCCAGGGAGAGGUUGGAUCUCCAGACCUUGUCAACCUACCAAACCUUUAUCAACAGCUUUUAUUGCUAAAAGGAAAAUUCAAAGUUCGGUAACAACAGCAAAUCCACCUAAACCAACAGCAAAUCCUCAAAAACCAACAGCAAAUCCUCCAAAACCAACAGCAAAUCCUCCAAAACCAACAUUAAAUCCUUCAAAUUCAACAGAUAGCUCCUCAAGGCCGGAUAUUAACACUAAACCCACAUCAAGACCAGACAUAGGUUCCAGUAUUCCAACAGAGGAUUCAGAUGAUUCAGAGUAUCCAGGUGGGGAUACUGACACAUCAAUAGAAUUCAGGAGUGAUAUUAAAUAUGUUGAUUACGACUCGUAAAUCUAAAUUUUUUAAAUGAUACCAAAACAAUAGAAUAAAUAAAAUUAUUUUGUUUA
Messenger RNA from Eurytemora carolleeae, 2068 nucleotides. RefSeq names its product pollen-specific leucine-rich repeat extensin-like protein 1. The record is from RefSeq and is a predicted model, not a curated record. Gene Ontology annotation, molecular function: signaling receptor activity. NCBI's taxonomy places the organism in Eukaryota, Metazoa, Arthropoda, Copepoda, Calanoida, Temoridae. The transcript has 11 exons. The coding region runs from base 54 to 2012 and encodes 652 amino acids.